UUUUUUUAGGCUAUCGUGUUAAUAUCAGCUAUUGCAGUGUGUUUCAUACGCGCUGAAAAUAUAUCACUGAAAAAACGAAUUUUCAAAUGCAAACCCACCCCGUUUAAAAAACAUCAUUCUAUAUUCGAGAGUAUUAUUCCAUCAAUUGUGGUCUCUCCGGUCGAUUCUGCUGAUGUUCCCGGCGAGUAUAACGUCCCCGCUGGAGUAACUACACUUAGUACAGAUCCGGUCCCGGCUCCUACCGUAGUACCCGCGGAACCGCAACAAGAAGAGCAGAACCCACCGCCGCAAGAAGUUCAGUAUCCACCACAACCGGAAGUCCAACACCCCGUGCAGCAGCAUGAGGUACAGASCCUCGCUGCGCCACAACAGGAAGUGCAGAAUCCGCCAGAGCAACGACCGCUGUAUCCACCGCAACACGAGGGCCAGCAACACUAUAUAGAACAAAACCCAUCAUUUUCAAACGAUGGACCAUAUUAUCUACCACAAAGCCAGGGGAUGUAUUAUUCGCCGCCAAUCUACCAGGGUUUUGCUACCAACAGCGUCCCAUAUAACUACCCCGUCUAUGGACAAAACGUGCUGCGAUCGAUGCAAUCUCUCGACGGCCAAACGUAUCCACUUCAACAACGUCCGUACAGAGUAAAUAUGUUUAUUAGAAAACCUGUCCAGUACUACAAUAACGGUCCACUCGUGUACGAUCAGUACACUGUUCCACAAUAUAACUAUGUACCACAAGCGCCAAGAACAGCUCAAGCCCUCACUGGAGGAAAGGCGAAAUCGACUUGAUUGCAYUCUACGCUUGCAUUACGUCCAUUUUCAUAUUUAUCAUUAUUAUUGUUAAAAUAUUUAUUGUAGCUUUAAGUAUUAUUUUAUGCCAUGACAGUAAAUAAUAAUGCAUGAUGUGUUUCAAUUAUGACCGGGACAAUACAUUUAUUCAUUUAUUCUA
Diuraphis noxia (Russian wheat aphid) is the source of this 946-nucleotide messenger RNA. RefSeq lists its product as uncharacterized. Lineage: Eukaryota; Metazoa; Arthropoda; Insecta; Hemiptera; Aphididae. The record is from RefSeq and is a predicted model, not a curated record.